Molecule: messenger RNA, 1203 nt
Organism: Helianthus annuus (common sunflower)
Lineage: Eukaryota; Viridiplantae; Streptophyta; Magnoliopsida; Asterales; Asteraceae
Exons: 1
Coding region: 1-1203 (400 amino acids)
Source: RefSeq, a predicted model, not a curated record
AUGGCCAGCUUCUCGUGGCAGCACUUUAUUAAUCAGGUGCUGGCCACUCAAGGGAACAACAAUAACAGCUGCAACAUGGGUGCAAGGGUUGAAGAAGAUUUGGCCAAGCCUUACAAGCCGAGUAACCUCUCAUGCUUCUCACAGCAAAUAGCCGAUUAUGAUUUUCAAAAGAAGAUUAAAAUUCCAUCCCACAUCAAGACAUAUGAUGGGACUGAAGAUCCUGAAGACCAUCUUCAGAUCUUUACUGGUGCUGCUAGAAUUGAGAGAUGGUCGAAUGCUAAAUGUCGUCUAAUGUUCAUGCAAACCCUUGUCGGGUCAGCUAGAAUAUGGUUCAAUGAUUUACCUACUCGAAGCGUUCGAAGCUUUGAUGACCUCAGCAAGGGGUUCCUGGCCAAUUUCUCCCAGCAAAGGCGAUACGUCAAAGAUGCUACAGUAAUCUUUCAGAUAAAACAAAGGGAUGAUGAAAGCCUUCGAGAGUUCAUCGAAAGGUACAAGAAGGAAGGUCUCACAUAUGUUGGGGCAGACGAAAAAAUAAGAGUGGCCGGUUUUAUGAACGCCAUUACCUCCAAAUAUCUCACACGAGAUUUCAACAAAUCCCUGCCCAAGACCUUGGAAGAAGCUCUCGAAAGGGCUGAAGCCCACAUCCGGGGAGAGGAGGCUGUGGACGUUAAAGAACAAAGAAAGAGGGGAUCAAGCUGGCGGGGCAACAACCCAGCUAGAAAAAGGGGAAACUUUAACUCUUAUGACAGACGUCAAAAGGGUUCAGAGCAACGAAGGUCUAAAGGUCGGAACCCUCCGAGCAGGGAAAGGACCACAAACUUUACACCCCUUACCAAGACCCCUCAAGAGAUUCUUGCCACAGAAGAAGUGAAACAAAGCUUUCGGCCUCCUAGACCUCUCCCUAAAAGCAGAAAGAACGAGAAUUCCACCCAAUACUAUGAAUUUCACGAAGAAAAGGGGCACCACACCAAUGAUUGCUUCCAGCUUAAGAAAAGGAUCGAAGAAGCCGUUAAGUCCGGGGAACUUGGUCACUUGGUGAAGGGAGUAAGGGACAAAAUGACCGAAGGAAAGGGCAAGGAAGUCAACAUGGUGGAUUUUGAUGGAAAGGUUCCGCACAAGGCAACGGUUAGAAGCUUGGGAGCUUCAGUGUGUUUGCUUCCCUCCAACAGAGAAAGACCCCCUUUCGAACCCUCUUGUGGUUGA